AUGGACCACGGCAACAUGUUCUUUCGACGUGGUUAUGUGCCGCUGUCGGAAAUACCCACGAAUUCGACGCAGCAGACUGGAAUUGCGAUUAUUUUUCUCAUGACGUCUCUUGCUUUCGUCACAUGGUGCGCCCGCAUGUACUCAAGGUUUAGUAAGAAGCAAAUCGGUAUCGAUGACUGGUUCGUCACGGUCGCAAUGUUAUUUUCUAUCGGUCUACAUGUUCCAUAUUACUAUUUCUUCAGAUACGAAUACAUCGGCUUCCAUACGAAAGACCUACCCAAGUCUUAUGAUGUCGAGCCUGUGUUAUUUUACAACUGGAUAAUGCAGGUCCUUUACAACCCUAUCCUGGCUCUUGUAAAGUCAUCCAUUCUCUUCUUCCUUCUUCGACUGGGAGGCCAUAAUCGUGCCAUCAAAUGGGCCAUCUAUGGCCUAAACGCAUUUAACGUGGCGUUGAUGAUUGCAAUUUUCUUAACCGUGGUAUUCCAAACCAUUCCGAUCAAUGCUUACUGGGACCUAUCUGUAAAGCCAGAACGUCAGAUCAAUGGACCCGAGUUUUACAUCUCAUCGGCUAUCAUCACAAUUAUUACAGAUGUCCUUGUUCUGUUGAUUCCGUUUUGGAUUUUUCUGGGUCUCAAGAUGCGCAUCGCUGCUAAGCUUGGUUUGAUCGUGGUAUUUCUUAUGGGCGGAGUAGUAACAAUUGUCGCCAUUCUUCGUGUGAUCGAACUGCAUAAGAAGUUCUACGUCAAAGGAUACGAUUCUAGACACUCGCUUGGCGACACUCUGAGCAGCAUCGAAGUCAACCUCGCCAUCAUUGCUUGUUGCGGUCCUGCUCUGCGCCCACUGUUCCGCAGAAUGUUUCCUCGUCUAUUCUCCGGGAAAAGCACGACUGAUACUGGGAAAUUCAACACGCCAAGUCGCUACGGAAACGGUACAGCUGGCGUCUCGUCUUUUCAUCUCAAGGAUAUGCAUCGGAGCAGAACACAGACUGAGAUUCGUGGAUAUUCACCAAAUGGAAGCGAAGAGGAGAUCAUGACAUAUAACGGCAUUUUACGGACAACUGCUGUGGAUAUUAAAUAUGGUGAUGCACAUUCGACAGACACUGACCAAGUGGAUAAAGGCCUAAGAGGACCUACGCCACCGUGA
Molecule: messenger RNA, 1143 nt
Organism: Fusarium tjaetaba
Lineage: Eukaryota; Fungi; Ascomycota; Sordariomycetes; Hypocreales; Nectriaceae
Product: integral membrane protein PTH11
Exons: 6
Coding region: 1-1143 (380 amino acids)
Source: RefSeq, a predicted model, not a curated record